AUGAGUUCUUCGGAGGAGAACUACCAAGUUGUAAUACUCUAUAGAGCGAACAAUUUCAUGCAAGCUCUUUUUGAAAAUUCUGGACCCCGCAAUGUGCAUAACCAGUCGAAAUCGCGCGCAGAAGGCCUUCUAGCGCCUGUCUUGCGACCACGAGUCUCCCGGGCUUUAUUUGGUGCGUUGAUUAAAAUUUUGCCAGGUGGAUCUAAAGUCAGAAGAUAUUAUUGCCAACUAAUGGAACGUCGUCUACCAAAGUUGUCUCAACUGACGGACCCUUUCACGGAAUUGCAGCUAAAUAUCCACAUGAGAGUUAUACCAUUGGUGUCGAUGUCAUUUAAAUAUAGUCUUAAACUUUUGAUAGUAGAUGAGCUGCUCGAAACUAAUUUUAUACCAUUAGAAAAGCUAAGAAGAGUUUUCUAUGUCGUAAGAUUUGAAAUUUCUAUACUUGCAAAAAGUGUCAGUCAUGGGCAUAAUACGAAUUAA
Messenger RNA from Enterobius vermicularis (human pinworm), 480 nucleotides. The record is from the annotation of a GenBank genome assembly. Lineage: Eukaryota; Metazoa; Nematoda; Chromadorea; Rhabditida; Oxyuridae.